This is a messenger RNA of Anopheles stephensi (Asian malaria mosquito), 4885 nucleotides long. RefSeq names its product WD repeat-containing protein 19 (gene Oseg6). Gene Ontology annotation, molecular function: protein binding. The transcript is spliced from 12 exons. Gene Ontology annotation, biological process: intraciliary retrograde transport; cilium assembly. The coding region runs from base 457 to 4539 and encodes 1360 amino acids. The record is from RefSeq and is a predicted model, not a curated record. Gene Ontology annotation, cellular component: intraciliary transport particle A; cilium. NCBI's taxonomy places the organism in Eukaryota, Metazoa, Arthropoda, Insecta, Diptera, Culicidae.
AUUUACCAAAGCCGACUGUACCUGUCGCUUCGCUGUUGUUUGUGUUUCGUUUGCACCUGUUUUGUGGCGUUCAAACAAAGCGUUCCCUGCGUGUGCGUUCCUAAACAACUUGCACAACUUUCAUGUUAUUGCCGAUGGUACAAACAAGUGUUCAUUGCACAAACAAUUAAACGAUUAUUGUAUGUAGCAGCAACGGUAAGCUUCUCUAUUCACGUUCAACCGGUGUCCAAUCGCAACUGAGCCGAGGGUGGUGAAUCGUUCUGGCGCAGCUCGCUACCAUAGCAACCAAUGUCCAUGGUUUGUGAUAAACAGAAAAUUUUCCUUAUGAUACGCAACCAUUCAAACCAGCGAUUGAAGUGUUUUCGUUCAAAAUGAUUGUAAUGCUGUAGUAGCAAACGGUAAUCCAUAGUGCUUCAAUAGCGAAAAGCAGGAGAGAGCAACGGCACGGUGAACGGAAUGAGCAACGAAAAGGUUCUUUACCGCCAUGAAGAACCACACGGUCAGGGCGAUGUAUAUUUCCUAUGGCAGACAGGUGCUUCCGCCCAACUGUUGGCCAGCACCGGGAGUGAUGGCACGGUGGCCAUUUUCAACCGGCAAGGGCAACUGCAAGAACGGAUUGUACUGCAAGGGCUGUGCGCCGGGUUCGCUUGGGAUCGGUACGGAGACGUGCUUGCAAUAAUAACGGCCAGCUCGCAUCAGCUCAUCAUCUGGGAUUCAAACUCGCAGAAGAAACAAACCGUCGACAUCGGGCUGCGCGAUCUGCCGAGUUGCAUCAUUUGGUCCAAGAAAAUAGCGAUCCUUGCGGUGGGAACGUCCCGCGGCAACCUUUCCAUCUACAACCACAUCUCCACCAAACGGAUACCGAUUCUGGGCAAGCACACGAAACGCAUCACGUGUGGUGCGUGGUCGACGGAAAACAUUCUCGCCCUCGGGAGUGAAGAUAAGUAUCUGACGCUGAGCAACGAGGAGGGCGACACGCUGCGGUCGAUCCAGCUGCGCGAUUGUCCGAGCGAUAUGUACUUUGCCGAGAUGAAGACGGAUGAACGCGUGCCGGGCGAAAACACGAUCAGCAUGAUACUGGGCAAGCGUACGCUUUUCCUCUACCAUCUUCCCGAACCAGAUUCGCCUACCGAGUUGGGCUUUCAGCAGCGGUACGGAUCGUUACUGCAGCACAAAUGGUUCGCCGAUGGGUAUAUUCUGCUCGGGUUUAGCUUGGGCCAUGUCGUGGCAAUUUCGACGCAUCCGCGCGAGGUAGGACAAGAGCUGUGGCAGGUGAAGAAUCAUCGCGACUCGCUCAACAGUAUAGCAGUGUGCAAGGAACUGGAGCUGAUCGCUUCCUGUGGAGAUAACAAUGUAAAGGUCCACUCGAUGACUAAUCUGCAGGAGACCGUCAAAAUUCUCAGCUUACCCGACCAAGCGGCACUGAAGCACGUGGAGUGGAGUGCCGACGGCCAGCUGCUUGGUGUAACAACGUCUCAGGGUGCGAUCUGUGUGUUUGUAACGAAACUGCACUCGCUGUACGCCGUCGCCCCACCGAGGAUAGCCCUGCUGUCGAGCUUGGCAGAGAUCGCUAUCUACCAUUAUGCACACGAUCGCCAGAAGUCACCGCCUGUGCUGAUCACGCUUGAAAUUGAACCAUCGUUUUUAACGAUCGGCCCGUACCACAUGGCAUGCGGUAUGAAUAAUCACGUCUGGUUUUACGAUCUCGGCCGUUCGUUGAGCGAUACGCCGCUGCUGCUGGGCGAUCGCGAGUACAUGUCGGAGAUCAAGCAGGUCGCCCUUAGCUCGGAGUAUUGUGCUGUGCUUUGCGGAGGCCAAAUAAUGCUGCAUACGAUCGAAUCGUCCAACGAGGCGACACAGAAUCGAGAACCAAAAAUAUUUCCUGACGAGAUACGGGGUAUCGCGGAGUCGGUCAUAACGUGCCUUGGGUUGACGAAUGAUUUCCUGUGCUUUGCAACAGACCUUGGUAAUAUAGUUUAUUUUUCCCUCGAAAACUGGUCCACGGUACUACAGUUUCGACAUCAGGUCGGCAUACGUGCGAUCUAUCCGGACGUGGACGGUACGCGGUUGGUGUUUAUCGAUGACCACAGUCAGGGCUAUCUGUUUAUUGCCGCCUGUGACGAAACGAUACGGAUACCGGACUUCCCCAAACACUGCACCGGCGUUCUGUGGGACCUUUCACAGCCUCACAUUUUCGUAGCAAACGAUCGAAAUACCUGCACCACGUACGCCUUCGUGCGCGUUUCGGUGAAGGGUAAAAUGGUGGAAAAAGUCGGCACAACAGGCCUGAUAAGUGAGCAGACACCGCUGCUGCUUUACGAUGGCGAUCUGUGCCUGCACGCAGCCGGCGGAAAGCUAACAUCGAUCGUGCUGGACACACACGCCAACAAACCAGGGCGCGAUGUAAAGGAGCAGCUGCGUACGACGAAGCUGAUGCGCAAGUACGGAGAUGCGUGGGAACUGUGCAAGCUGAUGAACGACGAGGACGAAUGGCGAGAGCUCGGAAUGGCUGCCAUUGCCGAUUUGAAUGUGGCUUUCGCAACGAAAGUGUUCCGCAACAUUGGAGACGUUGCAAUGGUUUAUGCGCUGGAGGAAGUGAGCCAAAUCGAGGAUCUCAACACACUGGCCGGGUUUUGUGCCGUGCUGGGGAACGAAAUUGAAGAAGCUAAAGCGCUGUUCGCCAAAAGCAGCAAUCCAUCCGAAGCGCUCGAGCUGUGCCGCGAUCUACUGCAAUGGGAGCAGGCGAUGGCGCUGGCCAGUACGCUAGCACCGGAGCAACUGCCUUUUCUAGCGCGCGAGUAUGGCGCUCAGCUGGAAUUUACAGGAAACCAUGCCGAAGCACUGAUGAACUUUGAACGAGGUCUUAAGCACACGGAAUCGGAAUCCAAACAGCAGCAGCAACAGCACGAGCAACACGUUAAGCAGUGCAAGGCCGGAAUUGCCCGUACAAGCAUAAAGUGUGGUGAUGUCCGGCGCGGACUUCAGCUAGCGCUGGAGCUAAAUGACAAGCAGCUGUACAAUGAAUGUGGUGAAGCAAUGCUUGCCGCGGGCCAUUUGGCUGAGGCAGCUGCAAUGCUGGAAAAGGGAGAAAGCUGGGACAAGGCGGCAGAAAUAUUUAUCAAUCUAAAGCAGUGGAAAAAGGUGGACAACAUCUUGCCGAACGUCGUCAGCCUUAAGCUGCACGCUGCUUACGGUCGGGCGAAAGAAGCCGAAGGCCACUACGCCGAUGCUAUCAACAGCUACCAGCUGGCCGGAGAUUUGGACGGUGUUGUGCGAAUAUAUCUGCAGCACCUAGACGACCCACAUUCGGCGUCGGAGAUUCUGCUGGAAACGCGUUCCGUGGAGGGAUCGAAGCUGCUGUCGAAGUACUUUGAGCAGCACGGUGAUUAUGAGUCGGCGAUACAGUUUCUCAUACUGUGCGGCUGUGUAGCGGAAGCGUUCGCUAUUGCCCAGAAGCAGAACAAAAUCGUGUACUACGGUGAGGUGCUGGAACAGAGCGCAGCUGCGAAACCGGCCGACUUUCUGCAGCUGGGCGGCUAUUUCGAUGGCGAAAAGUACACGCUGCUAGCCGGCAAGUACUACUUUUUGGGCAAAGAGUACUCCAAAGCGCUGAAGCUGCUGCUCAAGGCGGCCUCCGUAGGCAGUGAGGAAAAUACGGCCCUGUCCCUAGCGAUCGAUUGCGUAGCGUCGGCUGGAGAUGAACAAUUGUCCAACGUGCUGAUCGAGUACCUGUUGGGCGAGUCGGACGGUGUGCCGAAGGAUCCGAAGCUACUGUUCCGGCUGUACAUGGCCAAGCGGCAGUUUAAGGAAGCGGCCAAAGCGGCCAUGAUCAUAGCCAACCAGGAACAGAUUGCAGGCAACUAUCGCAGCGCACACGACUUGCUGUUUUCCAUGUACCAGGAAUUGAAACGCAAUCAGCUGGCGAUUGCGACCGACAUGAAAGUAACGCUCGCCCUGCUCCAUCGCUACACGCUCGUUCGGGUGCACGUAAAGCGAGGAAACCAUUUGCUGGCGGCGAAACUGUUGCUUCAGGUGGCGAAAAACAUUUCCCAAUUUCCUUCACACGUUGUCCCGAUCCUUACUUCAACCGUCAUCGAAUGCCAUCGGACCGGUCUUCGAAAGUCUGCGUUCGAGUACGCGGUUAUGCUGAUGCGUUCUGAACAUCGGAGCCAGAUCGACGCCAAGUACAUCAAGAAGAUCGAAUCGAUCGUAAGGAAAGCUCCACGGGGACCGAUGGAAGAUGAAGGUGAACAGCAGGAAUCGAGUCCGUGCCCGGUUUGUGAAGCACCGCUGCCCAACAUGCACAUAGUGUGCGGGCAGUGUAAAACCACGUUACCAAUAUGUGUGGCUACGGGACAGCACAUAGUUCGCGAUGACGUAGCUGCAUGUCCCGAGUGUGAUUUCCCCGCCAUGAAGGUGGAAUUUAUCAAAAUUUUGGAAACAACCAACAAUCAAUGUGCAAUGUGUGGCGAGGAAAUCGACGCUGGGCGACUGGUCGAUAUCGAUGACAUACAACCGUAUAUCAACGCCGGCACUUAAUGGAUUGGUCUAAUUGCAGGCGCAGUUAGGAAAAGUGUCUUUACUCGGUGAACUCGUGUACCUUGUAUUCUUGUUUUUUAGCAUUUGACGUAACUUAACCUAAGAAAAUUUCAGAGCUAAGGAGGCUAUCAACACCCCUUAAGAAGUUCCAGUACCUACCAUAACCAGUACGAGUGAAAAGUGACCGGGUGGUGUUGUUUGAUAGUGAAUAUAAUGUGCUAAAUCGACCGACUCGACCUCCAGAAAGUGAUCUGAAGCGCGUAUUCAACUGCGUAGCAUAGUUUUGGAUAGCAUAGUUUGCAGAAAGAAAGAAGAAAAAACGCAUAAUCUCUUUGGUUAUUAUGGC